CUCUUCGCGCUCGGAGCCGGGCUCCGCUCGCUAGCCAGCUCGCCGGCUCUGCUCCCGGCGGGGGCCGCGGGUUCGCGCCGGUCGCCCCGCGCUCCGACGGUCCUCCGCCCGGGACUCCGGGUCCCCGCGGCCGGCCGCGCAAGAUGCAGCUGGCCCUCCUCCUGCCCUGGGCGUGCUGCUGCCUCUGCGGGUCGGCGCUGGCCACCGGCUUCCUCUACCCCUUCCCGGCCGCAGCCCUGCAGCAGCACAGCUACCCCGAGCCGGGCGCCGGCUCUCCGGGCAGCGGCUACGGGAGCCGCCGGCACUGGUGCCAUCACACGGUGACACGGACGGUGUCCUGCCAGGUGCAGAAUGGCUCGGAGACGGUGGUCCAGCGUGUGUACCAGAGCUGCCGGUGGCCGGGGCCCUGCGCCAACCUUGUGAGUUACAGGACCCUGAUCAGACCCACAUACAGAGUGUCCUACCGCACAGUGACAGCGCUGGAGUGGAGGUGCUGCCCUGGCUUUACCGGGAGCAACUGCGAUGAGGAAUGCAUGAACUGUACCCGGCUCAGCAACAUGAGUGAGCGGCUGACCACGCUGGAGGCCAAGGUUCUCCUGCUGGAAGCAGCGGAGCGGCCCUCAGGCCCGGACAAUGACCUGCCGGCCCCCCAGAGUACCCCACCGCCCUGGAACGAGGACUUCCUCCCCGACGCCAUCCCCCUCGCCCACCCGGGGCCCCACAGGAGAAGGCCCCUGGGCCCAGCCGGACCCCCGGGGCAGAUGGGACCACCAGGGCCUGCAGGCCCCCCAGGCUCCAAAGGUGACCGGGGCCAGGCAGGAGAGAAGGGCCCGGCAGGACCUCCCGGCCUCUUGGGGCCGCCAGGGCCCCGCGGGCUUCCUGGAGAGACGGGGCGCCCCGGCCCCCCUGGUCCCCCUGGCCCGGCCGGCAGCCCGGGCCUCCCUCCAGACGGCCCCCGAGGCGUCCUGUACUCUCUGCAGCCGCCCACCGACAAGGACAAUGGAGAUGCACAACUGGCCUCUGCUGCCGUGGACACGGUGCUGGCAGGCGUCCCAGGGCCCCGGGGCCCCCCCGGCCCUCCAGGUCCUCCUGGACCCCACGGUCCCCCAGGCCCCCCAGGUGUACCUGGAUCCCAGGGUCUGGCUGGAGAGCGGGGCGCGACGGGGCCAUCUGGCGAGCCUGGUGGGAAGGAGGAGGAAGAGGAGGAGAGCGCCACCGCGGAGAGUGAGGGGGUGCAGCAGCUGCGGGAGGCCCUGAAGAUCCUGGCGGAGAGAGUCCUCAUUCUGGAGCACAUGAUCGGGAUCCAUGAUCCCCUGGCCUCCCCCGAGGGGGGCUCCAGCCAGGACGCCGCCCUGAGAGCCAACCUCAAGAUGAAACGGGGCGGCCCCCCGCCCGACAGCUCCCUCGCUGCCCUGCUCGGCCCCGACCCCGGGCAGAAGAGCGCUGGCCGGGCCAGCAGCGAGAAGUAGGGGCCCAGCUCUCCAAGACAAGCCCGGCCCCCCCAGAGACCAGCCCCAGGGCCUGUACUGCCGCUGGCUCCUGAAGGCGCCCCCAGUGGGACCGGGAUCCAGGCAUGGAAGAUGAUGAGGGACCCUGGUCCUGGGGCCUGGGGGCCUUGGGGACAGAUGGCAUCUCCAGGGGCAGGGUCCAGAGGGGCCCAGCACCCUCGGCAGAGCCCAGCCCUGGUCCCCGCCCUCCCCCACCCCCCACUCCCUGCAGGAGACGGGGUCUGGGCGGGCCGGGCGAGGUGUGAGAAUAACCAUGAUCCCCACCAUUUACUGAGUCCCUGUGAGGUCUGGGCCUGUCUGGGAGCUUUCCCUACAUUGUCUCAUUUAACCCUUAGGAGGUAGGCUUGUUACCCCCACUUUCUGGGGGAACGGAGGCUUGGAGAGGACGAAUAAG
Diceros bicornis minor is the source of this 1902-nucleotide messenger RNA. It is a transcript of the gene COL26A1, whose product is annotated as collagen type XXVI alpha 1 chain. The record is from RefSeq and is a predicted model, not a curated record. The transcript is spliced from 13 exons. Bases 144 to 1469 code for a protein of 441 amino acids. Gene Ontology annotation, molecular function: protein binding. Lineage: Eukaryota; Metazoa; Chordata; Mammalia; Perissodactyla; Rhinocerotidae.